Molecule: messenger RNA, 3590 nt
Organism: Drosophila hydei
Lineage: Eukaryota; Metazoa; Arthropoda; Insecta; Diptera; Drosophilidae
Product: kin of IRRE-like protein 2
Exons: 16
Biological process (GO): cell-cell adhesion
Cellular component (GO): cell-cell junction
Molecular function (GO): cell adhesion molecule binding
Source: RefSeq, a predicted model, not a curated record
UUUGGAAGACUUUUGAAAUUGUUGAUUGAAUUGUUCAAUUGUUGUUAAUUUUUAAUUUGUGAUGAAUGUUUGGGCUGUCGUGCACUUUAUUUAUUUUUUACUAUUCUCAGACAACCAGUACGAACAACCAACAUAUGCAAGGCAACUAAAUUAGCCAAACGCGCGUUACAAAUAUUUUGUGCAUCCGAGGGACCCUAGGUGGCGCCACCUAAGUAAGCUGUAACAAGCUAAAGUAGUGUGUGUCGUGCAAUAAAAGUUAAGUACGUAGCAUUCAACAUCCACUCGAAGGCAAGGCAAAAAGGAAGAGUGAGUAGCAUUGUGUCAUUCGACAAAGUAACGCAUUGAGCGAUAAGAGGCAACCAGCAGCACGACUCACAAAAUGAGCAACCAGCACAGGAGCACCAGCAACAAAGGAAGGUGGAGCGCCAGCGCCAGCGAGGGUAGCAUCAAAGCGCUGAUAGCGCAACUAUUGCUUCUUAUCAGCAUCACAUCGGGCUUGCCGGGAGUCGAAUGCUUUCAGCGUUUCGCAGAGCAGCCCAAAUACACGGAGGUGAACCCGCGCGAGGAUGCGUUGCUCACAUGCAAAGUAAUCGAUAUGCGUGGCUCUUGUUCCUGGCAAAAGGAUAACAAGCCUGUGGGUAUCUAUCUGAAGAAAUACGAAUGGGCGGCGCGUCCCUUGGGCGGAAAUGGCGCCUUACAUCUGGAUCUGCAUCCGCCUCCGCCCAUGCAAAUCGGCGGCGAUUGCUCCCUAUGGAUACGCUCGGCCACCUUAGACUUUGACGAUGGCCUCUGGGAGUGCCAAGUGACCGCCAGUGAUUUUACCGCACAAGAUGCUUUGACUAGUCAACCGGUGCGAUUGGUUGUACGUGUGGCGCCACAACGACCUCGUCUGGAGUUUGAGAGCGCUCCACUGCCGCCGGGACACAACAUCACGGUGGACGCUGGCGCCGUGGCGACUGUGAAAUGCGCCUCACAUUAUGGUAAUCCGCCUGCAACGCUCAGAUGGUAUUUGGGCGACCAGGAAAUCUCGCCCAUACACCCGCAGCUGAAUGCCACAGAGCCCGAUAAUACACGCACCUGGUCUGCCACUUCGGUUGUGCAGGUGUCCGCCAUGCGCGAACGUCACGGGGACAUUUUGCGCUGCGUGGCCUAUCACGAGAACUACGAGGCCAAAUCGGUGCCAGUGGAGGCCCGUCUAGAUGUCAAGUAUGCGCCAACCAUUCGUCUAAUUGGCUCACCGGAAAUCGACUUGGAAGAGGAUAAGGAUGCGCUUGUGCUGCGCUGCGUGGCCGAUGCCAAUCCACCGGCCAGCAUCGUUUGGCGACGUGCCGGACGCUCCGAGAUAGCCAGCUUGCAGGAAACGUUGCAAUUGCGUCCUGUUGGACGGCGAGACGCUGGACUGUAUACCUGCCAGGCACAGAACUCCGUGGGCACCUCGGAGCAGCUGUCGGUGCAGUUGGACGUGAAAUAUCCACCGAAAAUUAUUUCAGCCGGCCCGGACCGUCUUACCACAGCGCCGCUCUUUAGUCCCGCCGCCUUCGAAUGCGUCGCCGAUGGUAAUCCCAUGCCGGCCUACAAAUGGGUCCAAAGAAUCUCGCAUGGAUCAAAGUACGUGGAGCGCGGAAAUGAGCCGCGCCUGGUCAUCGACAAUGUCACCUACGAGUACCAGGGCGAAUACGAGUGCCGAGCCACCAGCUACAUCAACGGACAGGAGCGGGUGGCAAUUUCCGAUCCCGUGUCCCUUCAAGUUGUGGGUGCUCCGCAGGUGCUUCGCCUGCAUCCCUCAAUGCACACUGUGUCUGUUAAGCGCGGCGAACCAGCUAGUCUAACGAUGGUAGUCUGUGCCGAUCCGCGACCGCAACUCGUGGCCUGGGAGUGGGGUUCGCUGCGUCUGGAGGCCGGCACGGGCAUAGAUCGCUUUCGAGCUGAUGAUAUGCUCACGGACACACGAGAGGAUUGCUACUUGUCUACGCUGCACAUACACCACACAGAUGAACACGACUCGCGUCCCUACUACCUGGUAGUGGAGAACGAGCGAGGCACCGAUCGCCAUGCCAUUCAUUUGAUUGUGGAGGGUACGUUUGCAGAACCUCUGGAGAUGAGCUACUUGCUGGGCGUCGCCGGCGGCUGCAUGGCCGCCAUUUUGAUCCUGAUCUGCCUCUGCAUCUACGCCGUCAAGAGCAAAAAGUGCUGCUUCAAGGGUUCCACGGGCUAUAAAUCAUCGGAUAAGGACAGCGAGAAGGCUGAUUUGAAAUCACGGUCGGAUAGCACCAGCGGGCCCCAAGGUGAUUCGAUUUACACAACGCCCGCCGGCUUCCAUCAUCACCAGCAACAGCAGCAACAACAGCAGCAGCAACAACAGGCGGCAGCUGCCGCCGCAGCAGCAUUGCACGCAGCCUCGCAGCACCCACAGCAACAAUAUCCGGGACAUGGAUCGCCGGAGGCAAUGAAGAGCGUGCCAGUACUGCGCACAUUUGGCGGGCAUCACAUCGCGUAGCGGGAACUUAACGUGGCCACAACCACUUGCUCAUCAUCAGCAACCACCAUAACCACGCCCACAGGCACACCACCUCUGCCACCGUUGCCCAACACAUUUAUAGCGAUCAAAACGAAGAACGACAACAGCAACAGUAACAACACCAGCAACAGCAUCACUUUGCACAGUGGCAACAACAGUUUUAAGUCAAACGCUAACAACAACAGCAAUACAAACAGACGAUCGCCAAAUGCACAGCAGCAACCGCCGCCGUUGCCCAUGAAAAACGGCAGCAAGCAGAAUCAGCAGCAACACGACCCACAAUACCAACAUCUCAGCUACAACAUGACACAUCUGCAGCACCUAAAUUCACGCACCAACAACACGCUCGAUCGCAAACACGCACACAGUGAGGGCAAUGCUGGCGGCGACUACUGCACGCAGAUCAAUCCGCAUUAUCUGCAGACCUUCGAUAGCUUAGAUCGGGAUCAUUACAGCGUGACUAAUCUGCAUGCUCAUCCGCAUCGCAGCCAGUCCAAGUCGCAGAUCUAUAGCUAUGGCAGCAGCGGCACCGCCAGUGACACCUCCAAUCAGCAGCAACAGCAACAGCAUCCUCAGUAUCACAGCAGCAGCAACAUCGCGCACAUUGAGCACCACUAUCAGCAACACAGUCAUCCACACCAACAGCAGCAGCUGCAGCUGCAGCAGCAGCAGCUGCCACACCACCACCAACACCACAGUCUCAGGCACACGAAACAUAGCAAGGGCCACAAGAACAAGCACAGCUCAAAGAACAGCAAGUCACAGGAUGAUUUUAAAGCCAUGCACAAGCAGCAGCAGCAGCAGCAGCAGCAACUGCAACAAAAGUGCAGCAAGCAGCAGCAGCAGUCAAGCAAACGCACCAGCAACAACCAGUUGUUGCCACAGCAACCACAACAGCAGCAUUAUUCCAGUUCCAGUGAUAGUUUACCAUUUGAUAAUAACUAUUAUUAAAGAGGCACGCACACACACACACACACACACUAAGUCACUCACACACAUUCAGAGUCACUUAUUGCUGUCUCCGUUGUAAAAUGUUGUCGAUGCCCAAAACGCACAUCCAAUAACAACUCAA